This is a messenger RNA of Lactuca sativa (garden lettuce), 774 nucleotides long. NCBI's taxonomy places the organism in Eukaryota, Viridiplantae, Streptophyta, Magnoliopsida, Asterales, Asteraceae. The record is from RefSeq and is a predicted model, not a curated record.
AUGGAAAUUUCGGAUGACCAUCUUAACACUAAAAUGAUAAAUGUUUUUCUUGAUGAUGGAAUUGAUGUGCUGAUGUUUGGAAUGCUUGCAAUGUUGAAAUCAUAUAAUUACUAUGAUAAAGGGGAAGAAAGACUAGAGAUAAGGAUGUCGGUUUCUAUUAUUGUCAAAAAUCGGGUUACUUCGACAUUACUCUAUCUCCUGUUGUUGCAUGUCGUCGAUGUUCUUUCUAGGUUUUUGGCCACUCUCUCGCAAGAAAGAGCUUUUCCCCUGAACCAUCAGAUUGAGUUGAGUCAACUCAGAGAUAGAGAUAGUUUAAGACACAGUAGGAUAUUAAACAAGUAUUAUGAUCCACGGGGUGGUGUUGCAUUCGCUAUACUAGGAACUUAUGAUCUUCCUGUUGUUUGGUGGCAUUAUAUUAUAAAUUUGGAGAGCAUUUCGGUCAAUGGUCAAACAUUAAUAUUUUCACUAAAUUACAACAAGGGGAACAACAAGUAUACCUUAUGCUGCAUGACCCUACAAGCACCCCAACAUGUUCUCAUAAUGGGUGCACUUACAAUCUCCACUUUAAAAAUGGGAUUUGGCUAUAGCACAUUUGGAACUAGACACUUCAUUAAAACUAACCGACCAGUUGAUGGGGUUUUGGGUUUAGGUCAGCAAGGUAUAUAUGUCAUUUCCGAAAUUUCUUCACAAGGGAUUGCACCAAAUUCAUUUACACAUUGUCUUGCCGGUGAUGGAGGUGGGGCUUUUGGUCCUUGGUACACCAAUCAUGCCUGA